AUGGACGCCCUGCCAGCAGAGCUCGUUGUGCAGAUUGUGGAGUUUGCAUGCACAGACGGCGGGCACACCGCGUGCGCUCUCCGCGCCACCUCCAAAUACCUCUGCAGGGCGUCUGAGCCUUUCAGAUUUUACACGGUAGCUUUGAGAAAUCCCAAGCAAUCGCCCUGUUUCCUAGAGGCCUUUAAGGAUUCAUCACAGCUCGCGCGGGCAAGCGCUCGCCACCUCUUCAUUGCCAUAUACAAAGAAAACGCUCAAGUAGGAAACCUCAUCCUCCAGUCCAUCUCGCGCACCAUUGAGACACUCACCUGCGUGCUCCGCGAACCCGACGACAAGCCCCUCAGACGCACUACGUUCCCGCGGCUCGCCGCGCUCACGCUGGUCUACCACGAGUACACCGCGCGCCUCUUCUCCCGCCUCGGCCCCUUCCCCGACACGCCCACCCUGCCCCGCCUGCGCGACCUGCACAUCGCGCACCGGCGCCCGGCGCUGGUCUUCAGGGCGCACGUGUCCCUGGACUGGUUCGCGCGCCGCGCGGGGGGAGCGCUCGUGCGCGCGCGCGUGUCCGGGGUGGAGCUCGAUGAUGCUUGGGUGCUGAUGCUGCAGGAUAUACUCGCGCGCCGGCCGGUGCGGUACCUCCCGCCUGUCCCGGCGGGUCUGGCGCGCUACGUCGUCGAGCUGUGUCACGUCCCGGAUGCGCAAAUGGUGGAGGAGCUGCGCGCCCUGCAGCGCUGGGCUAAGCAGGAAGGGGUGGUGGAGUUUCUGUUGUCGCCGUGGCGGUCGAGGGCGCACAUGACGCCCGGAGAUUGGGAGGCGGAGUGGCUGGCGGUACAGAGAGGGGCGGUGCGUCCGCGCGUGGAGCGGCUCGAUGACGAUGCGGACGAGCAGGCGUGA
Gloeophyllum trabeum ATCC 11539 is the source of this 891-nucleotide messenger RNA. RefSeq lists its product as uncharacterized. Bases 1 to 891 code for a protein of 296 amino acids. The transcript has 2 exons. Lineage: Eukaryota; Fungi; Basidiomycota; Agaricomycetes; Gloeophyllales; Gloeophyllaceae. The record is from RefSeq and is a predicted model, not a curated record.